Messenger RNA from Neoarthrinium moseri, 2148 nucleotides. RefSeq lists its product as uncharacterized. Gene Ontology annotation, molecular function: zinc ion binding; transcription cis-regulatory region binding; DNA-binding transcription factor activity, RNA polymerase II-specific. Gene Ontology annotation, cellular component: nucleus. Bases 1 to 2148 code for a protein of 715 amino acids. Gene Ontology annotation, biological process: regulation of DNA-templated transcription. Lineage: Eukaryota; Fungi; Ascomycota; Sordariomycetes; Amphisphaeriales; Apiosporaceae. The transcript has 7 exons. The record is from RefSeq and is a predicted model, not a curated record.
AUGCAGCCCGCCGAAUCCGAGAGACCCACCGGGGAGACCCAACCCGUGGCCAAUGCUAAUGCUAAUGCUAAUGCUACUGCCAAUGCCAAUGGCACCGCAUCCGCAACCGCUACCACCGAGGGCGCGCGGCCUGCGAAGCGCAAGACACCCAAGACGGAGAAGGACGAGGCCGCAGAGAAGGCCGGCAACAACCAGAAGCGCCGCCGCCGCGUCUUCUCCUGCCAGUCGUGCCAGAGGCUGAAAUGCCGAUGUGAAUAUGACCCCGGCUCACAGGCAUGCCAUCGCUGCGUCACCCUAAGAAUCGAAUGUUCUCUCAAGGGUGAGAUACUGGACCUGCCAACGCAUACCAAGACGGUGGAGAAUGCGUCAAGCAUCGAGGAGCGGCUUGGACGCCAUGAGAAGUCCCUGGCGGAGAUCAAACAGAUGGUAGAGUUCGUCUCCCGCCAGUUCGGGCUCGUCGGGGACCUCGCGAAGACCAAAACAUCAGAUGCCGAGCCCGCCACUGCGUCACCCGAGUCUGCGGACGACGAGGACGGCCCGGAGAGCAUCGCAGAUCCGGUUGAUCUCGGCAUCAAGUCCGCCCCGACUGCUGUCUUGAGGGAGAUCGGCGAGCACGUCACCGUAACCCAGGGCUACCGCAGGCUAGAACACGUGAAGCUCGACCUCGUGCAGCUCCAGCUGCUCAACGAUCAGACGGCCAGUGAACUGAUCCGACUCUUUCUGCGGCAUCACAGGCAGCUGCUGCUUGUGUACGACACCACGGACUCGCCGAGCCGGGACAUAAGGGAGCUCUCUGCCUUUCUGCAUAGCGUAUGCUGUCUGUGUGCGUUCCUGUAUCGGGAGGAUCUCUGCGGGACUCCCAUCCACCGUCAGGUCUAUGAGCAGGUCCGAAUCACCCUCGGCCAGGCAUUGCUUUCGAGCCCCUUGAAUCUGGAGGAGAUCAAUGCUGUCCUGGUGAUGAGUGACCACGUCGAUGGGACCGAGUAUAUUGACAGCUGGCUGCUGACCGGUUACUGUGUAAAGCAGGCCAUGCUGAGCCUUAGUUUCUCCAAGGUUGUCAGCAAUAUCAGGCGUGGAACGGCCACCAUCCAAGACCGACGAGCCAUUCAUUUGUGGUCGACAAUUUGCCUACACCACCUCCACUGGGCUGCAACGACUGGGAGACCGUCCGUUCUCCAGACCCCAUACAUCAACCAAUGCAACAUCCUCCUGAGCUUCUAUCAAGCAAGCAUGCAGGACGGCAUGCUGGUGGCGGAGAUACUUCUGUACUCGGUCCUACACCAGAAACUGGCACGCCGCUCGUACUUGGACGCCAACGGCGAAUGUGAAGAGUUCAAGACUUGGAAGCAAAAAUGGAACCACCUGAUGGCAUUGUCUACCGCAUCGAUGCUACGAAUAGGCUACUACGCUGCAUACUUGAUCCUCGGUGUGAGGGCACUCGAAGAGCGUGGCGAUGCCAUGAGUCCCAGGACGUUCUUAUCGAAUCCGUCGUUCGGAUCUCCAUCGAAUGCCAGUCAAAAUUCGGAGUCCAAGUUGAAGAACACCACCCAGAUGCUCCAGAUGCACACGGCGAGGUAUGCGCAUUCGGUGCUCGAGACUUUCGUGGAGAUGCCGCCAUUCCUCAUGGACACCAUUCCGACCUAUCUGUGCCUCGUCAUCGGAUACUCUGCACUUGUCCUAGCACACUACGACGAAACGCAGUCCAAAGUCUCGUCCGAGGUCAGCGUCGGCCUCAUAUCGCGGCUCGAAGAGUGGUGCACCCGCACGCCGAGUAAGUUAUGGGCCAUCAAGUUUGCGACCCUGGCGCGGCAGAAGGUAGAGUCCCGGUCCGGAACCACACGGCCGCACCACGGCGUCAGGAAGACAGCAGCAUCGGCGGAGCAUGACCGCCGGCAGCACCCGGCCUGGAACACGUCCGAAGUGCCACUGCCGGCGUUCCCGGCGUCAGCCGACCAUAACACGUCGCCUUCGUCGAUUUCGGAGAACCGGACGUACGAGAGCGAAGAAUAUGUUGCCGCCCCGGACACAUUCCACAUGGCCACAGACCCAAUACAGAUGGGGUACGAAAUAUCCCAACCGGUCAUCCCGAGCAUGGAAGACUUCUUUGGCGGAGGAUUCCUGGAUUUCAUGAGACAGCCCCGGAGCUAA